AUGCUGAACACUGCCAGCAGCAUGGGUAUCGUCAAGACACCAGAGGUAUCGUCGCCCAAGGGUGUAUCAGACAGCGAUAGAACUGUCGAGGCAAUCCAAACAGCGCUUGGGGAUACCAUCGACUCUCGUGCAGAGCGGGCGCUGGUGUGGAAAUUCGACCUGCGCAUCCUCCCAGUGCUGGCAGUCAUGUAUCUCUUCAACAGUCUCGACAAAUCCAACCUAGGCAAUGCGAAAACCGCGGGGUUGGAAGAUACGCUCCGGCUGCAGGGUAACCAGUAUAAUCUGAUCCUCAGCAUCUUCUUCAUCCCCUAUGUCUUGACUGCGCCUUUCCUCGCUGUGUUGGGCAAAAAAUACGGUCCGAAUAUCGUGUUGCCGUGCAUGAUGCUAACAUUCGGCUUAUGCACCGUCCUGGUUGUUGCUGUCUUUAACUUUGGAGGACUAUUGGCGAUCAGAUGGUUCCUGGGGAUGUCGGAGAGCGCCUUCUUCCCCCUCGUCAUCUACUACCUCACCACAUUCUAUCGUAGGGGAGAGCUCGCGCGCCGCCUUGCAAUCUUCUAUGCGGCACAAAGCAUUGCCUCUGCAUUCUCCGGCCUGCUAGCCUUCGGCGUCUUCCGCAUCGACUCUGGCCCCCUGGCGUCAUGGCGCUACCUCUUUCUCAUCGAGGGCGGCGGGACUGUUCUGUUCGCGAUUUUCGCGCUCUGGUAUCUGCCAAGGUCGUCUACCGAAGCUACAUUCCUGUCGGACGACGAGAAAACCUUGGCCUUUAGGCGGAUGCAGCUCGACAGCUCCGCAGUUGUCAAUGAACGCUUGAACAUCCGAGACUCUCUUCGCAUCUUCAAACACGGUACAAGCUGGGCAAUCAUCGGCAUACAGAUCUGCCUCGGGGUGCCCCUUCAGUCAGUCCAGCUUUUUCUACCCGUUAUCAUCAAAAGACUGGGAUACGACACGGUCAAGACAAAUCUGUACACAGUUGCACCCAAUGUAUCGGGCGCGGUCAUGCUCUUGAUUCUGGCAUUCUGCAGCGACUGGACGCGGUGGCGAUUCCCGUUCGUGGCACUUGGGUUCCUGUUCACGUUUAUUGGAAUGGUUAUCUUCGUUUCCAUUGAUGUUGAGCGCGAUAUCAACGUCGCCUACUUCGCUUCGUUCAUGAUGACUUGGGGCACAUCGGCCCCUUCUGUUUUACUAGACGCGUGGUACAAUAACAACAUCGCGAGUGAAGGGAAGAGGGUUGUUCUGACCAGUGUUGCUGUACCUAUGGCUAAUCUGAUGGGCUUGGUGAGCUCCAACAUCUUUCGCGACCAGGACUCCCCUAAAUACUUGCCUGCUUUGAUUACUACAGCCGCCUUCGGGGGAGCUGGUGUUGUUUUCACGCUUGCUCUCGGCCUUUGGAUGAUGUGUGAUAAUUCAAGGAGGAACCGGAGGCAGGGCACUGUUCUCACAGCCAUGGAUGUUCCAACAGAGAUGCUGAAAGAAGGACCAGCGUCCGCAGAUUUCCGUUGGUUUUAUUAG
Molecule: messenger RNA, 1509 nt
Organism: Aspergillus puulaauensis
Lineage: Eukaryota; Fungi; Ascomycota; Eurotiomycetes; Eurotiales; Aspergillaceae
Product: putative MFS transporter
Exons: 3
Coding region: 1-1509 (502 amino acids)
Biological process (GO): transmembrane transport
Cellular component (GO): membrane
Molecular function (GO): transmembrane transporter activity
Source: RefSeq, a predicted model, not a curated record